AUGGACAAAUUCAAGGGCAUCACCAAAGGAGGCUGGCAUCCCGAAAAGAAUCGCACUAACAGCGGGAGCAGUGGAGGUGGACAGAGCGACUCGAAGCUCGGGCAAGUUGUAUCCCAAGGUAAAGACCCCCAUGCAGAGGCGGCCCGCGAACACCAGUCAACGCCACUAUCGUCCUUGAAAGACCCCUCACAAUUUGCUCCGCCGCCCAAGCGACUAGACUACAACGGCGGUUCGGCAGCAUCCGCUUCGACAGGACCGUCCUCUGCACCUGCUGCAUCGGCAAAGCAAAGGCUGCAGGAGAAGGAAGAAGCAAGGAGGAAAGCAGAAGAGGAAGCGAACAGGCCGCCUCCAGGGCCCUACAGACCUGACACGACGGGGUUGAGCACGGCACAUCUACCCAAGCCUCCAGCUUUCCGACCAGGCGCCGCUUCGCCAACAGCUACCGGCGCUCCUACAAAACCCAAGCCCAGCCUACCUCCUCGUCCUCCACUACCGCCACGUCAAAACUCGAACCCUAAUGAAUUCGCGCCCGCUCCUCCACCGACCUACAAUGAGGCAACACGAGAAGCGGCACCUGAGCAGGGAGUCCUGAACCAAGGCGCUCUGGGUCGUCUGGGGCAGGCAGGCGUAUCUGUCUCAGGCUUCGGCAUUGGUCGAACGGCUUCUCCUCCAGUACCACUUCGCGCGAACCCAUCUCCACCUGUUCCUCCUCGACGAGCCCCAAGCUCGGACACUGCCACACAACCUCCAGCUGCAGCCGGGCAUGGCUCACAGAUGAACGAGUUACAGAGUAGAUUCGCAAGAAUGUCUGGGCCAAAGUCACCAGCACCCCCGCCAACCACGGGCACAUCGUGGGCAGACAAGCAGGCAGCGCUUAAGACUGCCAGCAACCUGCGUGACGACCCUUCAAAAGUGUCGGCUUCAGACUUGAAAGGAGCGGCAUCGACUGCCAGCAAUUUCCAGCAGCGGCACGGGGAUCAAGUCGCGUCUGGGUGGAAGUCCGCCAACUCACUCAACCAAAAGUAUGGGAUUGCUGGUAGAGUGAACGGCCUGGCGUCGUCAAGCGCGUCGCCAGCCCCAUCGCAAGGCCCAUCGCAGACGGGAGGCCUUGGGAAGAAAGCACCACCUCCACCUCCACCAAAGAGGAAGGAACUAAGUGAAGGUUCGGCUGAGCCUCCGCCAAUUCCUCUGAGUAGCAAGCCCAAGUUUUGA
Alternaria alternata is the source of this 1212-nucleotide messenger RNA. RefSeq lists its product as hypothetical. The transcript is spliced from 2 exons. Bases 1 to 1212 code for a protein of 403 amino acids. The record is from RefSeq and is a predicted model, not a curated record. NCBI's taxonomy places the organism in Eukaryota, Fungi, Ascomycota, Dothideomycetes, Pleosporales, Pleosporaceae.